UUUUGAAUAGGGUCAUAUGUAUGCAAUACACCUGUUGAAGCUUAUAAAUUUAUAUUGAGAGUUAAGGGAAAGUUGGAAGGAUAACUCUUCUGCUUGUUAAAUUAAAUUUUACUGAAGCUCAUUAUUUUCUUUUUUCCCAAGAGCGGGUUUAAACCUUCCACUUGAGGGCUUGGUGCCCGAAAACAACCAUGGAGUGGAAAAUACUUCCCAUUUACUUGUUGCUGCUGCUUUCUAUUUUCUCCAUUCAGGAAGUUUCUUCUCAAGAUUUAUCAAGCUGUGCAGGGAGAUGUGGGGAAGGGUAUUCUAGAGAUGCCACCUGCAACUGUGAUUUUAACUGCCAAUACUACAUGGAGUGCUGCCCUGAUUUCAAGAAAGUCUGCACCUCGGAGCUUUCCUGUAAAGGUCGCUGCUUCGAGUCCUUUGAAAGAGGGAGGGAGUGUGACUGUGACGCGGACUGCAAGAAGUACGGCAAGUGCUGUUCCGAUUAUGAGAGUUUCUGUGAAGAAGUGCAUAAUCCCACAUCACCACCAUCUUCAAAGACUGCGCCUCCGCCUCCAGGAGCAUCUCAAACCAUCAAAUCAACAGCCAAACGUUCACCCAAAUCAAACAAGAAGAAGACUAAGAAAGUUAUAGAAUCAGAGGAAAUAAUAGAAGAACAUUCUGUUUCUGAAAAUCAAGAGUCUUCCUCCUCCUCUUCCUCUUCCUCUUCAACUAUUCGGAAAGUCAAGUCUUCCAAAAAUUCAGCUGCUAAUAGAGAAUUAAAGAAGAAACCCAAAGUAAAAGACAGCAAGAAGAAAAGAACUCCUAAAAAGAAACCUACUCCAGAACCACCAGUUAUAGAUGAAGCUGGAAGUGGACUGGACAAUGGUGAUUUCAUGCUCAUCCCAACUCCUAAGAUUCCUACCACCCAACGCAACAAAGUUACUACAUCUCCCAAGAUUACAACAGUAAAACCAAUAAAUCCUAAACCCAGUCUUCCACCUAAUUCUGAUACAUCCAAAGAGACAACUUCAACACCCAAUAAGGAGACAACAGUUGAAACUAAAGAGACAGAGAUAACAAAUAAAGAGACUUCAACUAGUGCAAAUGAGAAGACUACUUCAGCUAGAAAGAGUACAGAGAAAACAUCUGAUAAAGAUUUUGCACCCGCAUCUGAAGUUCCUGCUAAAUCUACACCCAAAGCUGAAACUACAACCAAAUCCCCUUCUCUCACCACCACCAAGGGGCCUGCUCCAACUACUGCUAAGGGGCCUGCUCCCACUACCACCAAGAAGCCUACUUCCACCACCACCGAGGGGCCUGCACCCACCACCCCCGAGGAGCCCGCUCCCACCACCCCCGAGGAGCCUACUUCUACCACGACCAAGGAGCCCGCACCCACCACCCUCGAGGAGACCGCUCCCACCACCCCCGAGGAGACGGCUCCCACCACCCCCGAGAAGCCCGCUCCCACCACCCCCAAGGAGCCCACUUCUACCACGACCAAGGAGCCCGCACCCACCACCCCCGAGGAGCCCGCUCCCACCACCCCCAAGGAGCCUGCACCCACCACACCCAAGGAGACGGCUCCCACCACCACCAAGGAGCCCGCACCCACCACCCUCAAGGAGCCUGCACCCACCACACCCAAGGAGACGGCUCCCACCACCACCAAGGAGCUGGCACCCACCACCCUCAAGGAGCCUGCUCCCACCACCCCCGAGGAGUCCGCUCCCACCACACCCGAGGAGACGGCUCCCACCAGCCCCGAGGAGCCCGCUCCCACCACCCCCGAGGAGCCCGCACCUACCACGACCAAGGAGCCGGCACCCACCACCCUCAAGGAGCCCGCUCCCACCACCGCCGAGGAGCCCGCUCCCACCACCCCCGAAGAGCCCGCACCUACCACGACCAAGGAGCCGGCACCCACCACCCUCAAGGAGCCCGCACCCACCACCGCCGAGGAGCCCGCUCCCACCACCCUCAAGGAGCCCGCUCCCACCACCGCCGAGGAGCCGGCUCCCACCACCCCCGAGGAGCCCGCACCUACCACACCCAAGGAGCCCGCACCCACCACCCUCAAGGAGCCCACUCCCACCACCCCCAAGGAGCCCGCACCCACCACCACCAAGGAGCCCGCACCCACCACCCUCAAGGAGCCCGCUCCCACCACCCCCAAGGAGCCCGCACCCACCACCACCAAGGAGCCCUCUUCCACCACACCCAAGGAGAUGGCUCCCACCACCCCCGAGGAGCCCGCACCUACCACACCCAAGGAGCCCGCACCCACCACCCUCAAGGAGCCCGCUCCCACCACCGCCGAGGAGCCCGCUCCCACCACCGCCGAGGAGCCCGCUCCCACCACCCCUGAGGAGCCCGCACCUACCACGACCAAGGAGCCCGCACCCACCACCCUCAAGGAGCCUGCACCCACCACCCCCAAGGAGCCUGCACCCACCACCCCCAAGGAGCCAGCUCCCACCACCCCCAAGGAGCCUGCACCCACUACCCCCAAGGAGCCCGCUCCCCCUACUCCCAAGGAGCCCGUUCCCACCAGCCCAAAGGAGCCUGCACCCACCACCCCUAAGGAGCCCGCUCCCACUACCUCCAAGGAGCCUGCUCCCACCACCCCCAAGGAGCCCACACCCACCACCCCUAAGGAGCCAGCUCCCACUACCUCCAAGAAGCCUGCACCCACUAGCCCUAAGGAGCCCAUACCCACCAUCCCUAAGGAGUCUGCAUCCACCACCCCUGAGGAACCCGCACCCACCCCCCCCGAGGAGCCUGCUCUCACUACCCCCAAGAAACAGGCUCCCACCACCACCACGGAGCCUAUACUCACCACCCCUAAGGAGCCUGCACCUAUCACCACGAAGGAACCUGCUCUGGCCACUUCCAAAAAGCCUCCGCCCAGCCCCACCCCCAAGGAGCCCGCUCCAACUUCUCCUGAGACACCUGCUCCAACCACCUCAGAGGCCUCUACUACAACUACCACCAUGAAGCCUCCCACUACUCCCAAGAAUCUUGCUGAAUCAACUCCUGAGUUUCCUGCAGAACCCACACCAAAGGCUCUUGAAAACAGUCCCAAGGAGCCGGCUGUACCUACGACCAAGGCUCCCGAAGUGACCAAACCUGAAGUAACUACAACAGCUAAAGACAAGGUAACAGGAAAAGACAUACAUACUAUACCUGAAAUUACAACCGCUGCACCUAAAAUUACAACAGAGACAGCAACUACAACAGAAGAAAAGACCACUGAAUCCAAAGUAACAAGUACAAUCAUGCAAGUAACGUCUACAACUGAAGAUACUACGACAUCAUCCAAAAUUACUCCCAAAGCUACAACUCUUGCACCCAAAGUAAUGACUGCCACAAAAACAACUACAACCCAAGAAACUAUAAAUAAACUGGAAGAAACAACAGCUAUACCAAAAGAUACAGCUACUCAUUCUAAAGUGACAACUCCUAAACCUAAAAAGCCAACCAAAGCACCCAGAAAGCCCACUUCUACCAAAAAGCCCAAAACACCACGUAAGAGAAAACCAAAGACUACACCAAUUCCCCCAAAGAUAACUACACCAACAACGCCCAAAUCGAACCCUACCACUUUAGCGGAAGCCAUGCUCCAAACCACCACCAGCCCUAACCAAACUCCUAACUCAGCAAUGAUUGAAGUAAAUCCAAAGAAUGAAGAUGCAGAUGCUGCUGAAGGAGAAAAACCUCUCGUGAUUCUCAGGCCCCAUGUGUUAACUCCUAUAGUUAUUCCAGGUCCUGAUUUCUUAGUGAGAGGACCCAAUCUGGGCAUUGGCAUCAACCCCAUGCUUUCAGAUGAGACUAAUUUAUGCAAUGGUAAACCAGUGGACGGACUGACCACUUUGCGCAACGGGACGUUGGUUGCAUUUCGAGGUCAUUAUUUCUGGAUGCUACGUCCAUUCAGCCCACCAUCUCCACCUCGCAGAAUUACUGAAGUUUGGGGUAUUCCCUCCCCCAUUGAUACUGUUUUCACCAGAUGCAACUGCGAAGGAAAAACUUUCUUCUUCAAGGAUUCUCAAUACUGGCGUUUCACCAAUGAUAUAAAAGAUGCAGGGUAUCCCAAACUAAUUUCAAAAGGAUUUGGAGGACUAAGUGGAAAAAUAGUGGCAGCUCUUUCAAUAGCCACAUACAAGAACAGACCUGAAUCUGUGUAUUUUUUCAAGAGAGGUGGCAGGAUUCAGCAGUAUAUUUAUAAACAGGAACCCAUCAGAAAGUGCCCGGGAAGGCGGCCUGCUAUCCAUUAUUCGGUGUAUGGGGAAGCACCGCAGAUUCGGAGACGCCGCUUCGAACGGGCUAUAGGACCUUCUCAAACACACACCAUCCGAAUUCACUAUUCACCCGUCAGAGUCUCUUAUCAAGACAAAGUGCCCUCCACAGAUUUCCUCCAUAAUGAAGUUAAAGUGAGUACGCUCUGGAGAGGACUUCCCGAUACGGUUACUUCCGCUAUAUCACUGCCCAACCUCAGAAAACCCGAUGGCUACGAUUACUAUGCCUUUUCUAAGGAUCAAUACUAUAACAUCGAUGUGCCUAGUAGAACAGCAAGAGCAAUUACUACUCGCUCUGGGCAGACCUUAUCCAAAGUCUGGUACAACUGUCCUUAGACCGAUGGGCAAAGGAAGAGUCGACUAAUUAAAAGGAAGAAAAGAAUGACACUGAAAUACAUUUUAUUAAUAAAGAAUGUUGAGAUAAGCAUACCAAUUUAAAUACAAAAAUGUUUUUAAACUCGACAAUCAUUACACUAAAACAGAUGUGACAAUCUUAUUCACAUUUAUUACAGUUUGUAGACAUUUAA
Molecule: messenger RNA, 4804 nt
Organism: Equus caballus (horse)
Lineage: Eukaryota; Metazoa; Chordata; Mammalia; Perissodactyla; Equidae
Source: RefSeq, a predicted model, not a curated record